Onychostoma macrolepis is the source of this 1157-nucleotide messenger RNA. RefSeq lists its product as uncharacterized. The transcript is spliced from 6 exons. The coding region runs from base 315 to 1157 and encodes 280 amino acids. The record is from RefSeq and is a predicted model, not a curated record. Lineage: Eukaryota; Metazoa; Chordata; Actinopteri; Cypriniformes; Cyprinidae. Gene Ontology annotation, molecular function: DNA binding.
GUGAAUCGGGUAAGUAAAACUUAAUUUUUCAUUAAUUAAAAUACUUGAAAGUAAAAAAGACACCUUAGAACAAUGGUGUAGUGAACACAACGAUAAAAUGCUGACAAACCACAAGAUUUCUUAACACAGUUAACUAAGUGUAAUAUGUUACCAUGGAAACAUAUAGCAACAAUGAAGUUAAAACGGUUUUGAGUUGCUAUUGAAAUGAUUAAAUCUCUUUGAAUAUCUAUCUAUCUAUCUAUCUAUCUAUCUAUCUAUCUAUCUAUCUAUCUAUCUGUUUUAAAUUGUAGUCCUUUUUUUCCAUUAUAGACAAAAUGUGGGCAUUAAUUGAAUGGACAGAAAUUGAAGCCUCUCUGGACAUUGUAAAGAGAAAAGACAUUCUUCAAUCUGUAGUUCAUGAGGGGGAUGUUGUUGAUGUAAAGUAUGAAGAUGAAAGCUCUCCUGCACUUAUUCUCAAGAUGAAUGAAAAUAAGGACAAGCUACUGAAGCGUCUAAAUCGGAUGGAGUCAGAGCGAAGGCAAAAAGAGGAGUGCAAGCUGCCUGAAAAGAGAGCAAUAAAAAGGAAAAUAAUAUUCAGUCCAGAAAACACCCCAUCAUCAAGUCCAGAUCAAGUCCAGAUCAAGAGAUUUAAAAAAGUGGAAAAAACACAAAAUGACACACUGUUGCUAAAAAAAAUAGAAGAAAAAAACAAAGAAAAUUACACAUUAAAUGACCUGAGAAAUGAAAUAAAGGCCUUGAGAGCAGAGAAUCAGCAACUAAAGGCCCUGAACUUUAAACUGCAAAAUGAGAUUAUUAACAGAUUUGCGGAGUUGCUGCCAAACAGAAGUGCAAACAAGCAUGCUGUGCAAACCUCCCUAACAAGUGCAGCUUGCAGCGCUGCCCUUCAACCAGCCAACUCUUCACAUCUUAGCUCUUCUGGACUGGACCAUGUUGAAAUCCACAAAAAACUAAACAUGGCAAAGGAUACAUUCCAAGCAUGUGGUAGAGGGGGCACGUCAUGGUCAGCCAUGAUUAAGGAUUUAGCCGUGGCUGUUUUUGGAAGGAGCAUGUUAGCUACCCACAGCCUUUCUGGAAAAAUUGGAAAUGCCAACAAGGAAUCACAAGCCAAGCCCCCUCUGGACCCCACAAAAGUGGAACUUAUUAUAGACACUGUUUGA